Chiloscyllium plagiosum (whitespotted bambooshark) is the source of this 1354-nucleotide messenger RNA. RefSeq names its product nuclear receptor interacting protein 2 (gene nrip2). Gene Ontology annotation, biological process: proteolysis. NCBI's taxonomy places the organism in Eukaryota, Metazoa, Chordata, Chondrichthyes, Orectolobiformes, Hemiscylliidae. Gene Ontology annotation, molecular function: aspartic-type endopeptidase activity. The record is from RefSeq and is a predicted model, not a curated record.
UCUGUUCGGUAAGCCUUGAUUCUGCCUGGGUGGAAUAGUUUUGCUGGCAUUAGUCCAUUCACCUAUUCAUUCAGUGUUGAAAACAAUUCUGACCCCUAACAAUAAAAAAAAAGCUGGUCCUAAUCGAUAAGGUGCUGGUAGCAUUUUACCUUCUCCUACCUCAGUAUUUUUUUUCAUUUGCUGCUUUCUAUAUUCCUACAUAUCUCUUCUGGUGAUUUGUUUUGGUAUUUCGGGAAAUGUGUUGAUCGUGACGUAUGUUGCAGGCAGACACCCUGGGGGAGGGAGGAGAAAGCCCCAGAGCCAGCGAGCUGCAGAGCAAAGUGUUAGCGGAGAGCAUUAGGACAGGGUAACAGUGCGGAAGCAAGCGAGAGGGGAAUAAUUGCAGCAGCAAUGUCCAAUCUGAAGAAAAAUGAAAUGGAAAUCAGGGACAAAGCUAUCUUGCACCAGCAGAGGCGGCUAAAGCAAGCCACACAGUUUAUUCAUAAAGAUUCAGCAGACUUGCUCCCUCUGGAUGGGCUGAAAAGAUUGGGAACAUCAAAAGAUCUGCAACCUCACAACAUUGUUCAAAGACGGUUACUCGAGAGCAACAUCACCAAGUUACAUGGGGACCGGAGGGACGUAGAGUCUGUGAGUCAGUCACCACUUGCUGAGGAGACAAAGUGCAGUACACACAAGGAUACUGCACGUUCAAAUCAAAGGAACACACUCAGCGUUUUCUGCAAGUGCUGUGACCAAGAGAUCAAAGUCACUAUCAACACAGGCUGCCAACAGAACACAAUCUCUGCCAGUUGCUUGAACAGAAUAGGUUUAAAGGAAAUGCCUGCAGCGGAGAGUGAAGACUGUGGAGAUAACAGAUCCAAAGAUAGUUCAAAACCAAUGGAACGAGUGGAGACAUUAGAAAUCAUGUUGGGGAAAGAGAAAGUAGAGUGUUCAGCUCUGGUAGUAGAUAAUGAGGAUUGUGAGCUAUCUCUUGGUCUUCAGACACUGCUGUCUCUCAAAUGUGUGAUUGACUUGGAGAGAGGAGCACUGCUGCUGGGAAAGUCAGAGACUCACCUACCAUUCUUAAAUGUGUCAGAGGAAGAGGAGAAUGAAGAGGAGGAAGAAAAAGAGUGAAAAAAACACUAGAACCUAGUAUUUUGAACAAAGAAAAGCACAUAUGACAGAUUGACAACAUGAGGUUACUUGGUCUCUGUCUUUUUAUGAGCCCCUGCAUCUGCUAUAAUCUUUGGCUUGUCUCACUGCAGCAGAAAUGCUAGCUGAGAUGAGGAAAGGACAAUUAUAUAAGUUGCCUCUCCUUUCCUACCAUCAUCCUCUCAAAUCACCAAAAGGUUUGUCCAUGUCAGGUUUCUAACUA